AUGACACAACUUUUCGCCUCCAGUCCGUCCUCCGUGACGAACGAGAAACGCGGGAACUUUCCCAGUCUCUCUCUGGCCUCCAAGAAGCAUUCCAACGAUUCGAGCCACUUCCCCACGAGGAUCAAGAAUUUCUUUCGCAUCAACAGUUCCAGCAGCAAUUCUUCUUCCCAUGCCAGCCACCACAACAAUGAAUCGCGUGAUCGCGAUGGCAAUACCUCCCCACCCGCAAAGUCUGAUGCCAAAUCCGGCUUUAGACAAUCCCGGUUCCUUCCCACUAUCGGCCGAAAUCGCUCAACCACCGUUGCCAGUGAAGGCAAUCCGCUAGACGAAGGCGUCUCCCCGACCGCAACGGCCAAUCCAUACUUUGUCCAUCAGGGCCAGCCUUCGUUGCAGCAUCGGAACGAUGGCUCGGUACCGUCGUCCCCUCCCGAUACCCCCGAAUUGCAGGUGGACGGUGUCUCUGCUGCCGAGCAGGCGACUACUGCCAACAAGGUUGAGUUGGCUCGUAAGCUGCGCCGUGUUGCUUCGGCUCCGAAUGCGCAGGGUCUGUUUGCCCGGGGCGAGUCUGACGAACGUCAUCAGACGGCUGAGACUGGAAAGGAACUUCUGGAGCCGUCUGGGGCGGAAGAUCCACAAGUCACUACGGUGGAGGUGGCAUCCGACAAAGAUGUGAAUCUUGCCGUGCCCAAACUUGGUCCCCACAGUAAGAUUCCUACUCCCGGUCAGAUUCGGGAUUCGGUUGCCUUCCGCAGGACGUAUAGUUCCAACUCGAUCAAGGUGCGCAAUGUGGAGGUAGGACCGGGGAGCUUUGAUAAGAUCAAGUUAAUCGGUAAGGGUGAUGUGGGCAAGGUGUAUCUUGUCCGGGAGAAGAAGUCGAGCCGGCUCUAUGCUAUGAAGGUACUGAGCAAGAAGGAGAUGAUCAAGCGGAACAAGAUCAAGCGGGCAUUGGCCGAGCAGGAAAUUCUUGCUACCAGCAAUCAUCCAUUCAUUGUUACACUCUACCACUCCUUCCAGUCCGAGGACUAUCUCUAUCUAUGCAUGGAGUACUGCAGUGGUGGCGAGUUCUUCAGAGCUCUUCAAACCCGCCCAGGAAAGUGCAUCUCCGAAGAUGCUGCGCGAUUCUAUGCCGCAGAAGUUACUGCUGCUCUGGAGUACCUCCAUCUCAUGGGUUUCAUCUACCGUGAUCUGAAGCCCGAAAACAUUCUCCUUCACCAGUCUGGCCACAUUAUGCUGUCUGACUUUGAUUUGUCGAAGCAAUCCGGACCGGGCGGUGCACCUACAAUGAUCCCGGCGCGGAGUGGCAACUCCACGACGUCUUUACCGACGAUUGAUACCAAGUCAUGCAUUGCUGACUUCAGGACCAACUCGUUUGUCGGUACGGAAGAAUACAUUGCACCCGAAGUCAUCAAGGGCUGUGGACACACUAGCGCAGUCGAUUGGUGGACGCUUGGUAUUUUGAUCUACGAGAUGCUGUACGGCACGACGCCAUUCAAGGGCAAGAAUAGGAAUGCUACUUUCGGCAACAUCCUGCGGGAUGAGGUGCAAUUCCCCGAGCAUGCAGCGGCCCAGCCAACCUCCAACCUCUGCAAAUCAUUAAUUCGUAAACUGCUCAUCAAGGACGAGACCAAGCGCCUUGGAGCUCGAGCCGGCGCUUCGGACGUCAAGACCCAUCCCUUCUUCCGGCAGACGCAGUGGGCGCUUAUCCGGCAUAUGAAGCCGCCAAUGAUCCCUCACCAGAGCCGUGGUACGGAUACUCUCAACUUCCGCAAUGUUAAGGAGAGCGCGAGUGUCGAUAUCGGUGGACCCAGCACGACCAAGAUGAAGGGUGUACCGAUGGAUUCGGGACUUGCGACGCCAAAUGGCGAGAUAGCCGAUCCGUUUGAGGAGUUCAACAGUGUCACCCUUCAUCAUGACGGGGACAUGUGA
Aspergillus luchuensis is the source of this 1926-nucleotide messenger RNA. It is a transcript of the gene NRC2, whose product is annotated as putative serine/threonine protein kinase (Nrc-2). Gene Ontology annotation, biological process: protein phosphorylation. Gene Ontology annotation, cellular component: nucleus; plasma membrane; cytoplasm. NCBI's taxonomy places the organism in Eukaryota, Fungi, Ascomycota, Eurotiomycetes, Eurotiales, Aspergillaceae. The record is from RefSeq and is a predicted model, not a curated record. Gene Ontology annotation, molecular function: protein serine/threonine kinase activity; ATP binding. The transcript has 5 exons. Bases 1 to 1926 code for a protein of 641 amino acids.